AUGCGUCCUUAUACCCGAAUAUCUGGUCAAUUCACACGAUGCGGCACAUCGUUGCUGCGAAACGAGGCUGGGUUCAACUUUGCGCGACUCGGGCGGCGAUGGAACUCGAAUGGGCAGGUUGCGGGCGAUAAAGUAGCAGAAAGUAUCGAGCGAGAAGGAACUCUUUUCGUGGAUUCGAUAUUUCCGAUACGACUCGGGACUUGGGAUAUUCGACAUUAUCUUUCGGCAUAUAAUCGCCCAGAGGUUAUUAAUGCUCUUAAAGAGACGUUGAGUAAAGUCAAGACGAGUGGCUUCAAAGUCGAGAGCGUCGAACCCCGAGUUAAAGACGGUGGUGCAUUUGUCAAGUUCAAGUAUACGCAGCUCACUCAACCGGCUGAUGGAGAGCAACCGUUGGACCCACCUGCUUUGGAAGCUGAAAUAAAACGACAAGUCAAAGAGUUGGGAGGCAUCAAGUCCUGGUUAGGCGACAACAAGGGAGAUGUAUGGCUGGUUCGUGGCAGGCCAUGGAAGGAAGACAUGCGUCGAUAUGCAAGUAAUGACAUGAAAGUCUACUUUGAAGGCCCAGAUAUCUACCAGGAAACCUUGUACGACAUCCUUCGUCAUUACGGCCAAGUGUCGAACAUCAGCAAUCCUGUUCCUGUUCCGGCUGGCAAUCUUCGAUACUCGACCAUCCAGUUUUCAACUUUGCGAGCGGCGACUCGGGCGCACAACUGCGUGCAUGGUUUCACGCUCGUAGACGAGCCAGCGAUCCCUGGGCUAAAAGGUGAUAACAAGCCUACAAGACUGGCUACAGUCUAUGAGCGAAAAGUCAAGACACAGGCAAUUUGGGACUGGCUGACCUCUCAUCCACGCAUCGUCGUGCCUGUUAUGGUCUUCCUUCUCGGCUCUUUAUCCUAUCUGAUUUUCGAUCCCAUUCGGUCAUUCAUGGUCCAAGCAAAGGUAGUUGGGUGGCUGGAUUACCAUGAGUUCCGCAUCGUCAAAUGGAUAAGGAGAAAUACCAUUGAUCGCUUUAGUUUCUUUGGCAAGAAGUCAAGCAGACAGGAGCGAUCAGGAGGAUCCGGCAACGAGAGUAUUUGGAAGGAUAGAAAGGAUGCAGAAAACACACUCCGCGGCUACUUGUCUGACCUACCCAGCACAAUUGCCUUUGUUCAUGGACCCCAAGGUAGUGGAAAGUCAUCUAUGUUAACUCGAGCUCUAAAGAAUGCGGAUCGUCACGUCCUUGUCAUCGACUGCGAGUUACUAAAUAAGGGGAAGAGCGACGCAGACGUCAUCAACGGUCUAGCAGCGCAAACUGGAUAUUGGCCGGUUUUCACCUGGUUCAACAAUUUCACCAAUCUUAUCGACCUCGCCAGUGUAGGGCUUAUCGGACAAAAGACUGGCCUAUCGUCUUCAGUCGAGACUCAGCUCAAAGAAGUCCUGGAGGUGGUUGGAAAUGCCCUUAAGGGUGUUUCUACCCGAUACCGAGAAUUCGAGCGUGGCAAGGAAAUCAAGAAGGACUUCCAAGAGCAAACUGAGGCGCAUCUUAAAGAGGCUCUUGCCAAAAUUCAACUCGGUACAUAUCAUGAUGGAAGAGUCGACGCCGUGGCAGGCACGGGGGUGACUAGUGAACUCGGUAUUGGGGAUGAGAAGAUGACAGAAAAGGAUGAGGACAAACCAAGGAAGCCACCUCCAGCGGUCGAGAAUGCAGUUAUCGCGACCCAGGAAAGGGUAAUCAAUGCAAAGGAGGCGAUCAAAGAGAAAUUGGAAGAGGAUCCUGAGCCACAAGAAAGCUUCGAUGACACAAGUAUUCCAAAGAAGGAAGGCUGGGCAGGCAGCGCCGUCCACACCGUCCAAGGCGCUGUUCAAGGAAUUGUCAAAGAAGGAAAGAAGGAAGCAGAGAAGUUGAUUCCCGGUCAAUGGAAAGGAGCCAAGGAGGAGACAGAAGGACCUCGACCAGUGCCGACCUACUCGGAGAGGACAGAGAUUGACGAGGAAAUCAGGGCUCUUCCUGUCGUCGUAAUCAAGAACUAUGCGACCAAGACUAAGUUCACUGAUGAGCUAGUGGUCGUGCUGGCAGACUGGGCCGCUGGGCUCGCUGAUGGUGGGAUUGCACACGUAGUGGUCAUGAGCGACAACCGUGACAAUGGAAGGAAACUCGAAAAAGCUCUCCCCGCCAAGCCUUUGACGUCCAUUGCAAUCGCUGAUGCCGAUUCCUCGACUGCCCUUUCGUUUGUCCAGGAUAGAUUGGCUCAAUAUGGCGUCCAAUCGAACCUUACUCGACAACAAAAGAUUCAGAUCGACAGACUUGGGGGCCGUUCGAGCGAUCUUGAGGCAUUGUGUCACAAGGUAAAGAAUGGAAUGCCAGUGGAAAUGGCAGUGGAGGAUAUCAUUACCCGAGGCGUGGCAGAGCUGCGCAAGAAUGCCUUUGGCGAGGAGGAAGAGGAAGCGAAAUCAAUGCGCUGGUCUCCGCAGCAAGUCUUCUUUAUCCUCAAGGCCCUCUCCAAGUCUACAGAACUGCCUUAUUACGACGUCCUUCUCGACUUUCCCUUCAAGGGCGAUGAAGCUGCGUUACGAAGUAUGGAACACGCUGAAUUGAUCUCGAUCACGACCUCGGAUGGUCGACCAUCCACCAUCCGACCAGGACGACCGGUUUACAGAUACGUGUUUGAACGCCUUGUCAAUGAUGAGAUAUUCCGGUCCGUCCAAGACAUUGCACUCAACGACAAAGCCAUCGCAUCGGCAGAGUCUACCAUCCGAGCAUGCGAAGAUGAGCUCUUGAAACUAGAAAAGAUUCGCCCUCUCGACAGUGGCAUCCUGGCGUCCGGAGCAUCGAGGCAACGAGCUGACUUCCUGCUCAAGAAGAUGUACGAGGCGGAGACCAAACUUGAAAAGUUAGAAGCUGCAAACGCGGUGCUGAAGAAGGGGCUCAAGAAACCAUGA
This is a messenger RNA of Serendipita indica DSM 11827, 2919 nucleotides long. The record is from the annotation of a GenBank genome assembly. NCBI's taxonomy places the organism in Eukaryota, Fungi, Basidiomycota, Agaricomycetes, Sebacinales, Serendipitaceae.